Molecule: messenger RNA, 1124 nt
Organism: Daldinia decipiens
Lineage: Eukaryota; Fungi; Ascomycota; Sordariomycetes; Xylariales; Hypoxylaceae
Exons: 1
Coding region: 94-462 (122 amino acids)
Source: RefSeq, a predicted model, not a curated record
GGUGGAUGGAAAGUAUACGGCUCGGAAUCGAACCGGACGGCUGAUACCCCCUUUCGCCCACGGUAGCCUUCCGGGUCGCCGGCACGGCCGACGAUGCUAGCGCUGCUGGUUACCGCCUAUAGCGUGGGUCUACAUGUUGUAGAUGUGGUAUAUGUACAUAUACGCAUACAGGUCAAAUAUGCACGUGUGGUCAGCAUCUACCCAGCCUAUCGAACCAUCUCUUCCAGUGUUCGUUUCGUUUGUAGUGUCGUUAUCUCCGCUGUUAGCUUUUCUUCGUUAUUGCCAGUGUGGUUGAAAGGUGAGCUGACCUCAGCCCCCUUAUUCGGAAUACAUGUCGCAGGGACUCUUCCCCGCCGUUCUCAGGCCUUCUGUAGCGUUCUUGCGUGUAUAUGUGUGUCAGACUAUCACCGACAAUUAGCGUAUACCGUGUCUGAUGAUAAUAGCGUAUAUCGAUGCCGGUAGUUGGUUCCGAUAUCUUAAGUUACAUCCGUGACGGGUUACAUGGUAUCGCAAGUAAGUAAUAUGCAGCCAAGUCUUGUUACAGAUCCGUAACAGCUCGGAAGAAUUUAGCCCACCCCUCGUACCCAGGCUGAGGACAUCGGUUACAUCUACAUGUGUCCUUCAACGCACUUGCUACUUUAGUAUAAGUUAAGAGGCGUGCUAUUGUUGGAGUUACGUAUAAAUAUCUGGCUUAUUAACUCCUAAUUAAGUUAUAUUAUAAGCUUCGAAUAUUCUGGCCCUCAUUCUUUGCUCGGGGAAAUACGCAUGUAAGCAAAACAAUCCUAGGCCCCGGGAUGCUGGAGUUCGGAUUAGACUAUCUUCCUAGUGCUUAGAUCAGUCCGGGAGAGAGCGGAUACUACCUAUUCUGAUAUGAACAGUACUGUGUACAACACCGAUAUUAACCCCCACGAGCUGUGAGAUGUCAUACAUGAAUGUAGCAUGAUAGUUAUCAUGUAAAGUGACAGAGGGAGGGGUUUUUCGACACGUAUCGUGAAGUCAGUCUGCUAGGUUCUCUUGUUCUAUUACUAAGGAUCGACAACAUCGGGUAUACCUUUUCUCGUGAAUGACGACGGAUAAACUUGGCACAUCCUUUUAAAACGUGAAAAUGGCAACCUUUAUAGAAG